This is a messenger RNA of Dama dama (fallow deer), 948 nucleotides long. Its product is annotated as olfactory receptor 8J3-like. The coding region runs from base 1 to 948 and encodes 315 amino acids. Gene Ontology annotation, cellular component: membrane. Gene Ontology annotation, molecular function: olfactory receptor activity; odorant binding; G protein-coupled receptor activity. The record is from RefSeq and is a predicted model, not a curated record. Gene Ontology annotation, biological process: sensory perception of smell; G protein-coupled receptor signaling pathway. NCBI's taxonomy places the organism in Eukaryota, Metazoa, Chordata, Mammalia, Artiodactyla, Cervidae. The transcript has a single exon.
AUGGCUCAUGGAAAUUUCACCCAAGUCACUGAGUUUAUUCUCACAGGAGUCUCAGAACGUCCAGACCUCCAGAUCCCACUCUUCUUUGUCUUCCUGGUCAUCUAUGGACUGACCGUGACAGGCAACCUAAGCAUCAUCACCCUCACCAGUGUGGACUCUCGGCUUCAGACCCCCAUGUAUUUUUUCCUCAGGCACUUGGCCAUCAUCAAUCUUGGCAAUUCAACUGUCAUUGCUCCUAAAAUGCUGAUCAACUUCUUAGUAAAGAAACACACCAUCUCCUACUAUGAAUGUGCCAUUCAGCUAGGAGGGUUCUUGGUUUUCAUUGUAGCUGAGGUGCUCAUGUUAGCUGUGAUGGCCUAUGACCGCUAUGUGGCCAUUUGUAACCCCCUGCUCUACAUGGCGGUAGUGUCUCGGCGGAUCUGCCUUCUGCUGGCUUCCCUCACAUACCUCUAUAGCUUUUCCACAGCUGUUGUGGCCUCAUCUUCUGUAUUCUCUGUGACUUACUGCUCUUGCAAUAUCAUCAAUCAUUUUUAUUGUGAUAUUGCCCCUCUGCUAGCAUUGUCCUGCUCUGAUACUUCCUUUCCAGAAACAUUUGUGUUCAUAUCUGCAGGUACAAAUCUGGUGUUUUCCAUAAUUGUAGUUCUUGUAUCUUAUUUCAACAUUGUUUUGUCCAUUCUUAAAAUACGUUCAUCAGAAGGAAGGAAAAAGGCCUUUUCCACGUGUGUGUCACAUAUGAUGGCGGUGUCUGUCUUCUAUGGGACGAUGAUAUUCAUGUAUGCACAGCCUCAAACUAACCAUUCUAUGGAUACUGAUAAAGUGGCCUCUGUGUUUUAUACUCUGGUGAUUCCCAUGCUGAACCCCAUAAUCUACAGCCUGAGGAACAAGGAUGUGAAAGCUGCCUUAAAGAGAUUUCUGACAAAUCUGUGCUGUUCUUUUAAAUUGAUGUAG